GCACGUAGUCAGCGGGGAAGCGAAGAUCAGCCGCAACAUUGACUGACUCUUGCACAACAAGUGAAAGUCCGCUGCUUUCUCCCGAGAAAAUCCGACGCGUUUGUUGCCCAGUCACUGCUCCUGCUGGCUUCCAGGCUAGUCAGUUCUCUGGCUGGUGAUAAAACCCAUACCUUCCGAAAACUUGUCUCAAAUAUCGAAUGUGUACAAAGUAGCAAGCAAAAUCUGCCAAGAAAUGUGUAAUGAUGGUUAUUCUUAAAUCUCAACAGGUUGAUUUAAAUUGACACCACUUGCUGGCCAAAUUAAAACGGCUAAGCCGUCGUAGGAUGAAUGAACUACACGGUGCCAAAUAAAUUGAAAUUAAAAUGAGUUUAUGAAUUUGCCAACUUAAAUAAGGUCAAUGGCUCAUCAGUAGAGGGUUUCGCCAAUACUAAAGGAGAAAAUUAGCUUCUGAGAUUACGGGUUCUGAAAUGAAAAUGUUGGCGAGACACCGUCGGGAGGAGCUGAUUUGUCAACAAAAUUUGGCAUCAUCAUCUUCCUCGGAGGAAGACACGGAUCAACUGCAGCCUCCUCCCGUUCGGAGAAAGCCCGUUGGCCGAAAGAAAGCGUCCCCCCAAAAGAGAGGCAUGACCCUUGCCUUGACAUCAGGAGUCUUUGCUGCAUUGGCCGGCACCUUUGGGAAAUUGGCAAUCAACCAGGCAGAAACAAUUUCUGUGUGCGAACAAGUAUCAAAUUAUCAAUUCAAGUUCUCAACGCAUGAUGCGUUUGUCCUAUGCGAAAAUGCCUCCGUGUACAUUCGAAUUGUUGCAUUCGUCACAAUGAUCUUACUGAACACUGUAAUGUGGACAACUUUUGUGAAGGCAUUGCACUACUGCAGCACAUCACUGGAAGCAACUAUUACAAACACGGCUGCAAAUUUUUUCUCCUCGGCAAUUGUGGGGCAGCUCGUGUUUGAUGAGUCCGUCAGUUUAAUGUGGGGGUUUGGGACAGUUCUCAUAAUUUGUGGCCUACUGCUAAUGAAUUACGGCGGUGGUGGCAAGACUGGUGCUGAAUUACGAGAUUACCGUAAAAAAUCCAAGAUUCGUUAACUCGUUAUUAACGUCCAAACUCCGUGCCAUAAUAGGAAUAUAUACAGUCAUGCAGGCUGUAUAUCCCAGCAGCAAUGUUUUAGUAAAGCAAAUCUAUUAUAAAUAUUGAUUAUUGCACGACUGUAUUAGUGGUUGUGUAUGUUAUUACUUCAGUUCGGCAGAUAUCCUAUUUCCUCUACUAUUUUUGCUCUGUACAAUUUGGGAACAAUCUGUGAGAAGCUAUUUUUAAUGUAUUACAUGCCUGUGGCCAACACCAUGACUGUAUUUUCAUUAUUAUGAACCUUUAAUAGGUACAUUAUGAUUUAUGUUUGGAUAACUCUACGAAAGUUACCGUUUAGUACAAAAAUUUCCAAGUCAAAGUCUGUCAUAAUAAUAAUAGCUUUAUAAAUAAUUAGAACAGGAUGAUGCAGGUUUCAAAGUCAACUCAAGUCAAUAAUAUGCUAAGUACGCAUUGUUAUAGUUAGUUAAUUGGUGUCGUUAAAUUAGUGUUGAUGCCUUCCCGAGCAGCGGAAACAAGCUCGGAAAAAUUUUUCAAGUGCUAAACAAGUUUAAUCGUAAAGUAAAUUAAUUGCACGAUCUCAAUUAUUGACAAAAAAUUAUAGAUUCUGGAUAUAUUUGUUAAAAAAUUGUGUACGAAAAAUUCAGGUGACAAAUAUUACCAACUAAUGUACUUAUUUAUAUAAAUCGAACAAAAUUUUAUCAUUCCAUUCCAUGCAUUACUAUACAUAAUUAUAUAUGUACUUUUACAGCACUUUCUGCAUUUGUUUCAAACUUUAGAAUAAUAAUAAUAAAAAUCGCACGUCAAGUUAACUCUUAGAAAA
Messenger RNA from Folsomia candida, 1906 nucleotides. RefSeq lists its product as uncharacterized. NCBI's taxonomy places the organism in Eukaryota, Metazoa, Arthropoda, Collembola, Entomobryomorpha, Isotomidae. The record is from RefSeq and is a predicted model, not a curated record. The transcript is spliced from 6 exons. Bases 468 to 1085 code for a protein of 205 amino acids.